This is a messenger RNA of Trichoderma aggressivum f. europaeum, 1785 nucleotides long. Its product is annotated as transcriptional regulator family: Fungal Specific TF. The coding region runs from base 1 to 1785 and encodes 594 amino acids. The transcript has 2 exons. Gene Ontology annotation, biological process: DNA-templated transcription. The record is from RefSeq and is a predicted model, not a curated record. Gene Ontology annotation, molecular function: DNA binding; zinc ion binding. Lineage: Eukaryota; Fungi; Ascomycota; Sordariomycetes; Hypocreales; Hypocreaceae.
AUGCCAGCGCAAGAGCAACAACGGCGAAGCAUAUCAGCGCCAUCGCUACUAACUUCGGCAGAGCCAAACGGAGCAGAGUCAGGAGAUCCUCCACGGCCAAGCAAUGCGAGUCCCGGAAGCUACCUCGGCCGCGCGGAAUAUGUCCAAGGGGUAGCUCCGAUAGACGAGGAAGACGCGAAGGACUAUGCUGAUGAACCAAACAACGCCUUCUCUGAAGUAGAUCAAAGGUAUCUUCAAGAACUCGGAGCAUUAGAAUUGCCCACCCGCGUUCUUGGGGACAGUCUAGUUUCGCAGUUCAUGGAGCGAUGCUAUCCGUGGAUGCCUAUCGUGAAUCGAUCAGAGUUCCAAAAGACAGACGACUUCGAACCUUCGUUACUACUCUUCCAAUCUCUCUGCACUGCUGGCUGCAGGGUUUCAAUGGCCCCAACAGCCCAGGAGGUUGGCCAGGCAUUUUAUCACAGAGCCAAAGCGUUGUAUUAUUCUGGGCAUGAGAAGAAUCCACUCGUAAUCGUCCGCGCCAUGUGCAUGCUGCAAUGGUGGAAUCCUUCAGGGCCAGAGCAUGUAUCGAUCGACUCCAGUAGCUUCUGGCUGCACAUGACAGUUGGUCUGGCGCAUCAGAUUGGACUCCACCGGGAGCCAGACCGGGAGCAACCUCAUGCAAGUUUGCGAAGGAGACUGUGGUGGACGAUAUUCUCUCGAGACUGUUUGAUCUCCAUGUGCCACGGACGGCCGCGGGCUAUACAUCCCGAAGGUUUUGAUGUGAGGCCGCUAACGUUGAACGACUUCCCUGAACCUAAUCUCGAUGUCCACUUAUUCCUGUCUUACGUUGACAUAUGUGGAAUAUUGGGCGAUCUGACUGAAGCGAUCGUUAGAGACAUAUUUGGUCGAGCAAAUCGAGUGGCGAUUGAAGCAAGGUUGUUGAACUGGAGUCGCCAUUUGCACGAGGAUCUGCGGAUAUACCACCAAGCUGGAAAAUUGGCCUCAUACAAUUUUAAGGUUCGCCAGUUGUGGGUUGCGUACUUUACUGCUUUGGUGCUUUUGUUCCCAACAACAGCUCAUGCGCCUUCCUCUAUGGCGUUAUUGGCCACAUCCUUCAUGGUGGCUAUUUUCGAGGAGUUUCUGAACCGGGGCGAGUUGCCAAUGCUGGCACCUGUAUUCGUUUUCUAUAUGAUGACUGCAGGUUUGGUCCAAUCAACCGGUCUAAGAUGCCUGAACCUCGAGGUUGAGACGCGCCAUGAGUUGGAUAUUAUCCAUCAAUGUUUGGCAGAAAUGGGGAAGAGAUACCCGUCAGCCACCGGCGCGCGAAGGGUUAUCCGCGCUGUUUGUCAGGCUGCUACCAAGCAAGACAAACAGACUGGGCUAUUGAUUUAUACAAUAGAUGACAACCAGCGGCAAUACCUAGAGCAAUUAGGACCGGAGCUGUGUCCCAAGUGGGAUGCGAUUCACCGUAUGUGUCAGGACGCAGGGGAGACCACUGCUAGGCAGAGAACAGCGAUCAAACGCCCACGUCUCAUAGCAACAGGGGCUCAGAGAGGAAUACCUGAAGAUGGGUUUGAAGAUGUGGGGCGACUGGCGACGGAAUUUGAUCCAAACCCGGUGCUUGAAACAGAUAAUAUGCCGCCCUCAUUGGCAAUAGACCCUCAGCAAGAGGUAUUAGAUACACAUGAAUAUUUUAUGGAAGGCAUGGACGGUUUUGGAAAUAUGGCAUCAUUAGGAAAUUGGAUGCUAGGCACAUGGGUAGGAGGGAUGGUGGAUGUGGCCUCGCUAAAUGCUUUCAACAGCUAA